CCCCUUCAGUUCACGUGGGCCAGGCAAAUCACUUUCCCAGUCAAUGUGAAACAAAAGGCCUUUCUCUCCCUCCUCCUCCUCCUCCUCCUUUCCACUUGUGGGCAAGCCCGAGCCGAAGCCGAGGCAGCAGCCGGGGACGCCAGGAGAGACGAGGCAAGCCAAAGUGCAGCUGACUCUGGCUGUGGGGGGUGGGGGGGCUGGCCGCUCACUCGCAACUGGCAGCGAGAGGCAGCGGUAGCAGCAGCAGCUAGAGGCAGCGGUAGCAGCAGCAGCUAGAGGCAGCGGUAGCUGGGAAUCGAGCCGCGCCAAGGAAAGGUACAGGCACAGGCACCGGCACCGGCACCAACCUGCACUGUGCAGGGAAACCCCCUUUCCUCCACCCCCAACCCGCCCUGCCCUAACUCUGAGGCAGAGGGAUGGGCUGACUUAUCCCCAGGCAGCUGGAGAGAGAAAAAGAGAGUUUUAUUGCUGUUGUUGUACAGUGGUUGUAGGGAGGGCCACCCUUUGAGUGCCUCUGCCGCCCGGUCGUUUUGUAAAAAUCGUCAUUAUUUGUCCUUUUUGUUUUGUUUCUCAAACACAGUGGGGGUGGGGGGGGGGAAAGAGGAAAAAAAAAAGGAUCGCAAGCACCAUCAAUGUUCAGUGAACGUGCUGUGUGAGCAGGACUCCCUCGCUCUGUCCCCAGCCUCUGCUUUCAUUAUCACCGUAAUUUCAGCCCUUGGAGGACGCAGGAGAGAUCCUUGGCUGGGAUUUUAUUUCGUGCGGAGGUCAAAUCAUUUAAUUGGGUCAAAAAUCGGGAGGCUGUUGACGUUCGUGGAUCGUUAUGUAAUCGGAAACAAUAAUGCACGAAGUGCUUGGCUAAAAAGAUAGCAAGUAUUGAUAAUAAAGCGCCUGGCGCUCACAUAGCACCGCGGAGUCUUGGCCAGUGAAGCUACACCACCUUAAAGUUGGCUUGUCUGCUCUGACAGUCAUCAAACUUGCCAGCAUUUCAAAUAAACAAAUGGCUCAGGGAGCUGGGAGGCUAUUAGUGACGAGAUCCUCCCACGUGUCAUUCUUGAGCAGCUGAAGCACCAACUGAACCCAGGAUAAGGAAGAAAUAAGCUGCAUCUUAGCAACCCCUGAGCCCGCCAGUCAGUAAGAAUGGAGGAGGACAGCGGCAACAGCAACCCGGCCCAGCAGGAGGAAAAGAGCAAACCCGAGAAGAGGUUCACCUUGUGGUACAUGGGCUGCUCCACCCUGGACCACAGGACCACCCUGCCCAUGUUACCCUGGCUGACGGCUGAGAUCCGCAGGCGCUGCGAGAAGCAAGAGGCAGGGUCGUCCCUGGCGGCGCGGGAAGUCCAGCUCACCCUGGCCCCCCCUCUCAUCAGGUGCGUUCCCCAGGCCACCAGCAGUAACGCCUCGGUCUUCAUCUUCGAGCACAAGGCGCAGCACGUCACCAGGUUCAUCCACAACAGCCAUGACCUCACCUACUUCGCCUACCUCAUCAGGACCCAGCCUGACAACCCCGAGUCGGAGAUGGCCUGCCACGUUUUCAGAGCCACUGACCCGAACCAGGUUCCUGAUGUUAUCAGUAGCAUUCGGCAAGUAUCCAAGGCCACCUUAAAGGGGGACACAAAAUCCUGGCAAAUCAGUGAGGAUGCCUUUUACAACUCUCAGAAGUACGAGGUGCUGUACUGCGGUAAGGUGGUGGUGACACACAAGAAGGCUCCGUCCACCCUUAUCGACGACUGCAUCGAGAAGUUUGCCCAGCAUCAGCUGGAAAAGGAGAGGCUGCGGCUGCUGAAUGAGAAGCCCCUGGCCGACGUCAUUGCUGGCCAGGAAGAGGAAGAUGCCGGGGGGGAUUCAGCACUGCCCCAUGAGGUGGCCGAUGAGGCAACAGUCAGCACCAACAUGCCGUUGGCCAGCGGCAGUCAGAGCGACCUGCCAGGCUUGGGCUUGCGUUCCCCUCUGACUGAGGCCAGUCUAGAGGACAUGCCGCUCGCAGAAGAGCAAGCCGAGUUCCGCUCUCGGUGUAACAGCGUUGCCAGCAUCCGGCUCAAGAGGGUUCCCGACCUGGGCACCAAAUUGCCAGCCCGAAGGCGUCAUGCCAGUGCUCCAAGUCACGUCCAGCCCUCUGACACAGAGAAAAAUAGGACAAUGUUGUUCCAGGUUGGUCGGUUUGAAGUUAACCUCAUCAGCCCCGAUACCAAAACAGUUGUACUUGAAAAGAAUUUCAAAAAUAUUUCCUCAUGUUCUCAGGGUAUUAAACACGUGGACCAUUUUGGGUUCAUUUGUCGAGAAAGUGUUGAACAAGGUCUGAAUCAUUAUGUGUGCUAUGUGUUUCAGUGUGCCAAUGAAUCACUGGUGGAUGAAGUCAUGCUGACCUUGAAGCAGGCCUUUAGCACUGCUGCUGCCCUACAGAACGCUAAGACUCAGAUCAAACUGUGCGAGGCGUGUCCCAUGCAUUACUUGCAUAAACUCUGUGAACGGAUUGAAGGUCUCUACCCACCAAGAGCCAAGCUUGUCAUACAGAGGCAUGUUUCUCUUUUGAGUGACAAUGAGCAAGCUGAUAUUUUUGAACGUGUUCAGAAAAUGAAGCCGUCUGAUGACCAAGACGAGAAUGAGCUAGUGAUCCUCAUUCUGCGGCAGAUAUGUGAGACCAAACAGAAGACCCAUGCUCAUAUUGGCGAGACCCCAAUGCCUGUGCCAAACAACAUGAUUCCAGAGCACUCCGCAAGCACAGGGAGGUUUAAACUCGACGUACUGAAAAACAAGGCCAAGAAGUCUUUAACCAGCUCUCUGGAAAAUAUCUUCUCCCGGGGUGCCAAAAUGCGGGGUCGGUUGGGAAGUAUGGACAGCUUUGAACGUUGCAACAGCCUGGCGUCGGAUGCAUCCAGGGACGGUUCUCCAGGGGAGUCCCCUCCCAAUUCUCCACCCGUCAGCCCCCGGGCCUCCCCCAUCUUCUCGCUGGGCCAGCUCUAUGCAGAGGAAGACCCCGACUCGCCACAGUUCCGGAGACGGGCUCACACUUUCAGCCACCCACCGUCCAGCAGCAAGCGGAGGAUCAGUUUUCCCAAUGAGAAGCUGCACCACGGCAAGUCUCCCAUCUUUCGCCAGCAGUCGGAGAUUCUUCGGAGCAGCCCCAUCAAUAUCGUGAGAUGCAAUCGCAGUAGCUCAGAGAACGAACCUACUUACAGCAGCCUCCCCUCAUCCCUGUCCGUCCCGACUUUCCUGAAGCCCUUUUACACCAAUACAAGCAGGCUGCUACAGCAGUCGGAGAGUGGAACCUCCAAGAGUGAUGGUGAAAGCAGGAGGAGGGCCUUCUCUGGCUGCAGCACGGAGUCAGUGAGCGGGGGAGGAGUUGUCCCCACUCCUCGUCGGAUCUCGUGGCGUCAGCGGAUCUUCCUACGCGUCGCCUCGCCCAUGAACAAGUCCUCUGCAGCCAUGCAGCAGAAAGGAGCGUUGGAAGAUCACCUUGACAGCAUUGAGCUGCCACCUCUUUCUCCGCUCACCCCAGCUGUGGAGGAGGACCCCUUGGCCUCUCUGUUGAUGGCAGAUGACACCCCAGCUGAAGAAAAGAAGAAACACUCUUCGGAGGAGCUGCGGAUCAUGUGGAGAAAAGCCAUCUGUCAGCAGGUCCUUUUGCUUCGGAUGGAGAAGGAAAAUCAAAGACUGGAAGCAAGCAGGGACGAGCUUCAGACCAGAAAAGUGAAACUGGACUAUGAAGAAUUUGUGCUUUGCCAAAAGGAAGUUUCGGCAGUUUGGGAUAAGAUGCUGACCACUCCAGGACGAGCAAAGGUGAAAGUUGACAUGGAGAAGGUUCACACUGCUCUCAGUCAAGGUGUACCAAAGGCUCGGAGAGGAGAGAUCUGGCAAUUCCUAGCCGAGCAGUACCGCUUGAGACACCGGUUACCGGAGAAACAGCAACCGGCCGACAUUUCAUACAAAGAACUAUUGAAACAGCUAACCACUCAGCAACACGCUAUCCUGGUGGAUCUUGGAAGAACAUUUCCCACCCAUGCAUAUUUCUCGGCACAGUUGGGAGCUGGCCAACUCUCACUGUUUAAUCUCCUUAAAGCCUACUCAUUGCUGGACAAGGAAGUGGGCUACUGCCAGGGCAUUAGCUUUGUUGCCGGGGUCCUCCUUUUGCACACGAGUGAGGAGCAGGCCUUCGAAAUGCUGAAGUUCCUGAUGUACGACCUAGGCUUCCGGAAGCAGUACAGGCCCGACAUGAUGUCAUUGCAGAUUCAGAUGUACCAGCUGUCAAGACUUCUGCAUGACUAUCACCGGGAUUUGUACAACCACCUGGAAGACAAUGAGGUCAGCCCCAGCCUAUAUGCAGCCCCAUGGUUUCUCACCUUUUUCGCCUCCCAAUUCCCCUUGGGAUUUGUAGCCAGGGUCUUUGAUAUAAUGUUUCUCCAAGGGACUGAUGUGGUAUUCAAAGUGGCCCUCAGCCUGCUGAGCAGUCAUGAGGCAUUAAUUCUGCAGUGUGACAGCUUUGAGACCAUUGUAGAUUUCAUCAAAUCCACCAUUCCGAAUCUGAGUCACACGCAAAUGGAAAAAACUAUUGUUCAGGUAUUUGAGAUGGACAUUUCCAAACAGCUCCAUGCCUAUGAGGUAGAAUACCAUGUCUUACAAGAUGAGAUGGUGGAGGGUUCAUCGCCCUGUGAUGAUGUGGACCGUCUGGAGAAACUGGAGAGAGCAAAUUGUCAGCUCAAGAGACAGAACAUGGAGCUACUGGAGAAACUUCAGGCCACUCGCUUCAAGAUACAGAACCUGGAAGCCAGCAUUGAAAGCAUCUUGAGCCGAGAAAAUAAAAUGAAGCUCCUGAUCCGUACAAUGGAGCAGGAGAAGCAGACACACUUAAAGACUAUAGAACACAUGCGCAAAUAUUUGCCCCCGGAUGCCCUUUCUGACGGGGAGCUUCUGCCAAGGAAGAACUCGGGGCUUUUCUCCUCAAGAAAGCCCGAAGUGAUGGAUGAGGAACUGGACAGUAGCAAAGUGAAGAUAGGAAAUAAUAAGCCAUGAGGAGGUCAAGAACAAUAUCAAGGGGAGCGCAGCUAUAGGAGCUCAAUAGCCAUUCUGAUGAGAGAAAGUGCAUGCUUUACUAGGCUUCUCAGUCACCACGUUACACAUGUGGCUCAGAGGCCUCUGUAAUGUAAGAAUGGCGAAUUUAGAAAGUGUUGUUCCCAAAAUGCCCUUUACCUAAAAAAAAACUCAACUUUAACACUCCUUCAGCUGAGUUAUUCGGUGUUUAGUACGUUUAGCAUCACAGUUGGAAACUGCACAACAGCUACAGCUUAUGUUGUGGAAUACUUUUUGUUGUACUUCAGCAAGAGGAGCUACUUGAUCAUUAAGACGAAAGAACAAGGUGACGGUUCUAUGACAAUUGUUCUUUUCCUGCCAUAUUUAGUUGCUGGGGUGAGGAUGGUAAUCAACUUGUCGAAAAAUCAUGUGGUAAAUGUAAAAAUAAUAAAAAAGAAUGUAUUUUCUCUUCAAGGAACGGUGUGUUUCUAAUAUGAAACCUGUUUUAACUCUGCUGAAUUAAAAAUAAUCAAAGCAGUUCAUUUCUUCAAGUCUACAAAUGGUGGCCUGCUGUUGAAUAAUGGGACGGUGUGGCAUUUAACCAGCUCCUCUUUAAACACCAGUACUUGCAAAGUGCCAAAUCCCACCGCUUUCACGUCAGCUGAUGCUGCCGUGCGCCGGUGAAUCGGAACCUCUUCCUUAUGGAACGCAACUGGCUAAAGUCCAAAGAACGAGAAUGUUCAGAGAGGAAAUCAAAAAAAUCGGAACUGCCAUUUCUUCAAUUGGAAUUGCUGUUUCUUCAUUGAGUUCCACAGUGGUUAAUUCUGCACGGUGUCUGUGUGUUUGUUAUACAUAUUACCAAAUCAUAUAAAAUUAUGCCUGUAUACGAUGUAGGUUCUAUAAAACAAAAAAAGCCUAUUUUCUCCUUUGUGGCUUCUGAUGUUGGUUUUGAAACGUCUUCCAACAGGCUAACUCAAACAAGUUCAAAUAAAAUGAAAGGAACUUCA
Molecule: messenger RNA, 6011 nt
Organism: Carcharodon carcharias (great white shark)
Lineage: Eukaryota; Metazoa; Chordata; Chondrichthyes; Lamniformes; Lamnidae
Gene: tbc1d4
Product: TBC1 domain family, member 4
Exons: 20
Coding region: 1138-5007 (1289 amino acids)
Source: RefSeq, a predicted model, not a curated record